Spodoptera exigua (beet armyworm) is the source of this 4479-nucleotide messenger RNA. The record is from the annotation of a GenBank genome assembly. Lineage: Eukaryota; Metazoa; Arthropoda; Insecta; Lepidoptera; Noctuidae.
AUGGGACUAACCGAAACAGACCAGCCUUUAUGUUCAUCAUGUGCGUGUCAUCACGAAUGCCAAGUGUUUCAUAAGCUAGCAGAACUUAAGGACGCUGGUUUAGUAGUUUAUUAUCACAACAAGCGCAAAAAAGAUGUUACGAAAGACAAUGCUGUUGAACAAGCAGAUGCCCCUCAAGCUGUGUUUAUUUUGCACAACACGAAAGACGUGAUAAUAAAGUCUUCCGAUAUAAAAUCAGAACUCGAAAGCAAACAUAUACCCUGCCCACGAUGUAGAAAAGCCUUUCAACAUCUACAAAAAGUUAUGCAAAAUGUGACAUCGAUAGACAGGAAGGAAGUAAUGGGUAUAUGCGACCAUUGUCGUAAGAAAGUUGAAAAAAGUAAAAAAACAUGUUCUACAUGCGAAGAGAUUGUGAAAGUUUUUAUAUCGGUUAAGGGUCAACAAAAAGAAGACACAAAACAAUUUAUUAAGAUAUGGCUUUCAAGGAUGGGUUUUUAUUUUAAAGAGCCGUUAAAAAUUGACCAAUCAUUAUUCAACGAAAAAGAUCCUGGUGAUAAGAUAAUAAGUAAAGACAGUGGUGAAUAUUCUAACGUAAACCUCGAUCCAUUAGCUCAAAAAUCGUCUUUGCCUAAACACGAGCCUGAAGUUGAACAAAUGUUUACUUCACAAACACACAAGUCAGAUUCAGAAUUAAAUAUAGAUAUCAAUUUACAAAAACGUCCUAAAUUCGGACAUUUUGUAAAUUUUAAUCGACCUACAGCACUAAGCGAAGACACUGUAGUUCGCAAAGGCCAUGAAAAAGAAGCAGAAAUACAAGUUUCGACACCUUCAUUCAUUCAAUCAGAUACGACUUUUUUAGAACCAUGUUUACGCGUCGAUGGGCAAAUUAAAAGUGCGUUAAAAGAAGAAAAGGACCCAAAAUCUUCAGAGUACUAUGAUGAUACUGUAAUGGAUGCCAGAGGUGCAAUUAAAAAGAGACAUGAUCUUAGCUUGAGACAAAUUAUCCAAACCGAUAAGGAGCAGUCAUCGAAAAGGCCUCAAGUAUAUGAAACUCCGAAGAACGCACCAUGGGAAAUGAAUUAUGAUGCGAAAUAUUAUGGAAAAUCUGAAUUAGAUGUAAAACCAAGAUCCUCACAAAGGGAUUUACAAAGAUCACAUAUACAUGGGCUGAGAAAGCACGAUCAACAUAAAAUAAAGGAGGAUGCGCAGGAUUUUGAGAAAAAUCUAAGAAAUACUCAAAAAUUUACAGAAGAAAACAUAACACAGAUUCAUGAUAAGAAUAAAUCAAGGCAUCGAGUAUUUAAGAAUAAAGAUGGCCAUAAAAAAUCUCUUGUGCCUAAAAUAAGUGCAGAAAAUGUUGCAAAAACACAAUUUAGUUUUUUUUUCCCUAAAAUACCAGAGGUAGAAAAACGACCACUUAUUGAUGCCCACUCAUCACACCUAAUUAAACUUACUCAAGAAAAGAUUCGUCUUCAAGUUGAAAAAGAGGAUACGAAAAAACGUAUGCGAGAAGAAAAGAAAAAACAGGCUAAAACAGAGGACAAGCAAAAAGUGUUAAAAGAUCAGCGGCAGAGAGUAAGUAGUGAUGAAAAAAUAAUUAAACACAAAUCUGAAGGAGAACUUGGUCGCUCGAGAGAUAAAAAGUCUAUAGAAGGCAUGGCUUCAGAAGAGAUUGAGACAGGUAAAAAAUCUGGGACUAAAAAAACCAAAGAUAAUAAAGAUGAAGAAUUAGAAAAUAUCAAAAGUUUUGUAAAAGUUGAACUUGAAGAAAACUAUGGAAUUGAUGAACAACCCGGAAGAGCCAAACAAGACAUGAAGCCGAAGCCAGAGCCAAAAGUUAGGUCAGAUGAAAUAAGUGAGAAAAUAAAAAAAGAUACUAAAUCAAAAUCUGAAAUAAUAUAUGAAACUGAUAAACUAAGUCAGAGAGACAAGAAAGAAGUAAUAAAAUCAAGACAAAAAGAUGAAAUUGAAACACCUAGUGAGAAAACUAAGCAACAUAUAAAGUCAAAACCAGAAGAAAACCUUGCAAUUGGAGAAGUUCGUGAGAAAGCCAAGACCGAAGGUAAGUCAAAACCCGAAGAAAAAGAUGUAUCGGAUAAAGUAAGCGAGAAAGUAAAGAAAACUUCAAAGUCAAAACCAGAUAAUGAUAAAACUGAAAUAAAAUCAAAACAAGAUCAAAAAGUGCGAACUGAGGAAGCCGGUGUUGUAUCUGAUAAGGUAAGCGAGAAAGUCAAGAAAAGUUCUAAGCCAAGGCCAGAUGAUGAUAAAACUGAAAUAAAAUCAAAACAAGAUCAAAAAGUGCGAACUGAGGAAGCCGGUGUUGUAUCUGAUAAGGUAAGCGAGAAAGUCAAGAAAGGUUCUAAGCCAAGACCAGAUGAUGAUAAAACUGAAAUAAAAUCAAACCAAGAUCAAAAAGUACGAACUGAGGAAGCCGGUGUUGUAUCUGAUAAGGUAAGCGAGAAAGUCAAGAAAGGUUCUAAGCCAAGACCAGAUGAUGAUAAAACUGAAAUAAAAUCAAACCAAGAUCAAAAAGUACGAACUGAUGAAGCCGGUGUUGUAUCUGACAAGGUAGGCGAGAAAGUCAAGAAAAGUUCAAAGCCCAAACUAGAUGAAAAAAUUAAAACUGAGGAAGCCGAUGUUGCUAAAAAAGACGUGAGGUCUAAAUCAGAACUAACAGAUAAACGAAGUGGUCUGCCUGACAAAGAACAGACAAACAUUGAUCCUUUAACACGAAAACAAGCUGAGAAACAAGAACGUGACGAAAAAAUAAAAAGGGAAAAGGAACAAAAACAAGAUCAAGAAAGACUAAAAUUAUUACAAGAGUUAAAAAAAGAAAAAGGUUUAGCUAAGGCUCAAGCCAUAAAAAUAGCAGCCACAGAAGAAAAAAAUCCAAAAGAAGCGGAAGAGCCUGCUAAAAAGAAAGCAAAAAAGGGGACAGCGUCAAAAAAAUUGGAAGUAAUAAAAAAAGGUUCUUUAAGCGAUGUUGAAGCUUCCCAGAAAUCACUUAAGGCUGAAAAAUCACUUAAGGCUGAAAAAUCACUUGAUACACAAAACAAACUAUCAAAGAGUGAACUUUUAAGAAUUUCUCAUGAGCGACAACUAGAAGCAAAGAAAGCGAAAGCUGACGCAGCGAACGCUGCUGAAUUUAGGAAACUACAAGAGCAGCUUGUAAAAGAGAGAGACGCUGCAAGAAAGAAACAACUAGAGGAAGUAAAAGCAAAAGAAAAUGCAUCAAGAAGAGCUGAUGGAUUUAAAGCUGAACAUAUCGAAGCAAUAACUCAUAAAGAUACUGCAGAAGACAAGUUAGAAGCAGAAUCAUCAAAAAAAGAUUCUAAAUCGGUUGACGCGGACGCUACCAAAGGCAUAAUAAGGUAUGCAUUAUCAGACCGCAGCUUCAUUGAUAAGGGUUGGACCAUGCUUCCUACAGAAAAAGUUGUACGAAAAAUGAAUGUUUACCGAAUGCGCCCAGCACAUCCUGAGUUUGAUUGGUUUGAACACAAUAAAAAUAAGCGGUUAAUGACUUACGACUCAGGCGAAAGGCUAGCAGAGUUUGAUGAUAACGGACGUGGUCGCUGGUACUACAGGAAUGGACGAUUAGCAUUAGAUUAUUAUGAUGCGCAAGAGACAAAUGCCCAGCAGCGUUUCGUUAUUUAUAGUAGCGGGGAACCCGAUGAGCGUGGUCGUACUCAUCCUAUUACGAUACUAGCCACUUUUGAUUACCUCGGUAAUGGUAUAGUCUUCGAUCAUGCGGGCAAGAUACGGCUUAAAUACAAUCAAACAGAAGGUGUUGUGCUAGAUCGGGGAAUUGGUCCUGUUUCACAUUGGAAAUGGCAUACAUUGAAUGAUCCUCCAGUACUUCAGCAGGUCAUGAUAGAUACUCAAAUGGCACACAAAGAUCCGGAAAUCUUAAAGCUUGGGUCCAAUGCAGAAACAAGGUCUCGACCGGAUAAUGAAGAAAUGUUAGCUAUUGAAUUUGAUAAUUUUAUCAAAGAGAAAAGUAAGAAACUCUCCCAAAAGUUUAAGCCGUUUCAAAUAAAGAUGAAAGCUUUAAAGAUAAAUGAACAUUUUUCUUUGAAAGUGCUCGACCAAGCUACUAUAUAUCUUAUUUAUAGAGAUGGUUCAACGAAUCUUAAACUUAACAUUGGUAUGAUAUUAGACCAUCAGGAAAUUGUAGACACCGAUACUGCUGAAGUGGGUGAAGUGUCCAACAGUUUAGAACGGUUCCCAGCUCGUACAGAUAGUCUGGCAGGCUUACAACGCAGUGUAGCUUAUGCUCAGCGCUACGAGAGACAUCAUGCGGAGCGGGAUCGCCGAUUACGGAGACCAGAGCCUUAUGCUAGUGUAGAUAAUCUGACUGCCGCAGUAGCCCCACCUCUGCGACCCCCUUUACUAACAGUCAAUGGAUCAACAUCAGGUGUUACCUAUUGUAAUUGUAGAAAGCCUGCAAAUAAUCUUUACUAUAAUACUCGCCUUUACUGA